AUGCCACUCACAACCUCCCGGACACCUGCGAACCCGCCCCAGCCGCGCAUUUCGUCGGCUAACAGUGGUUCUUCAUACGUUAAGAGAUCCGAAGUUUUGGAGGGUGGCGAAGAGUCGUCCGAACCAUCAGCGACCUCACCCUUAUCGCCAUCCCACAGCGUCCGACCGUCUGUAACCGGUGGGCGGACGUUCCCAAGCUCGCAGAAGUACCGACCCUUCUGGCCCCUGCCUCGGCACCCUCUUCAUAUCGCACAAUGGGGAGCGCGUGUUGGCACGCGUAAAUGGGAGGCAGCGGAGAAGGUUCAGGACUUUGAGACGAUGGUCGCAGUCUUCGCGCCGGCGGUACUCGACGCGGUGCUUGAGAGGAUGUUGAAGGCGCGCGAUGUGCGAGGCGAAGAGAUCAAGCGCAAGGUCGAUGGCCCCACCUUCGUACCACACGAUGGGCCUCCGACCUUUCAAGAGUGGCUAGUCAUGACGAACGAUUUCGUGUGCGAGACAUACGACGUCGCACCCAGUCUCGCAAGGGUCGGGACACACUGUCGCGCCGUGCUGAAUGCCGCGUGGUACCCCUCCUUUGACUCUCGGUACCCGCCCGCGCGCUACGACAUGAGGAGGGCAAUCCCUCUGGAAGAGCUGGGUAUCUGCGACCCGAUGUCCGAGGCGAAUUUCAGCGACGUGAGCCACUGGGCAAUGGAGGCGUAUGGGCUGGAUUCACCUCCUCCUUUGGCACGAGAACGGGUCCCAACGCCUGUGGAGGAAAUUGACGAGGAUGAGUGGGAGGAGAGGUUGGCGGAACUGAGGGAGGCGGGGUUGUUGCGCGACUGA
Messenger RNA from Trichosporon asahii var. asahii CBS 2479, 825 nucleotides. RefSeq lists its product as uncharacterized. The coding region runs from base 1 to 825 and encodes 274 amino acids. The transcript has 3 exons. The record is from RefSeq and is a predicted model, not a curated record. Lineage: Eukaryota; Fungi; Basidiomycota; Tremellomycetes; Trichosporonales; Trichosporonaceae.